AUGUCCGCAUGCGGACAGACUGCGCUGCCUGCAGGGGUGUUGGGUCCUCACGGAAUCGCCGGCAACAACGACACUAGCCUCCUCCUCCUCCUGCGAACCCGCACUGAACACCGCCUCCUUUUGACCAACGCAUUCUUCCGCCUGUCGAUGCGAAAGAAGGUCACCCGGAUGCAUCCCCGAUCGAGGAGCUGGCAGCUCCUGGACUAUGUUAUCGUCCAGAGGCGCGAUCUUCAGGACUUGAUGGUGACCAAGGCGAUCUGCGACGUCAAUGGCUGGACGGACCACCGCCUCGUCAGCUCCAAGAUGACGUUCUGUCUGCAAGCCCGCAGGGGACCACAAGAACGGCGGCCACCGCCUGAUGGACCAACUUACGACGUUAUUUCAAGAAAGGUGGCGCUGUGGAUAAGCUCUUCAGGAUAUCAGGGACGCGACCAUUGUCCACAUCUACAAGCGCAAAGGUAACCGUCAACUCUGUGAUAAUCACAGAGGCUACUCACUGCUCAACAUUACUAGAAAAAUCUUUGUCUGCAUCCCCCUCAAUCGUCUUAACCGAUAUCUCGAGCAAGGGCUCCUGCCGGAAGGCCACUUUGGCUUCCGACGACAUCGAGUGACCAUCAACAUGGCGUUUGCCGCUCGCCAACUACAGGAGAUGCGCCAGGAGAUGCGAACUCGCAUCUACAGCAUCUUCGUAGACUUGACGAAGGCCUUUGAUACGGCGGACAACGAGGGACUGUGGAAAAUCAUGCAGAGAUUCGCCUACCCCGAACGAUUCAUGAACAUGGUACGUCAGAGCCAAGACGGAAUGAUGGCGCGCGUCACGGAGAACGUCACCAUCUCCGAGGCAUUCGCAGUAGCCAAUGGUGAGAUGCUGAUGGACGCCUAUCGUGAUGAGCGCCCUAGGAUACGCAUCGCUUACAAAACUAACGGGCAUCGUCUUAACAGCAGGCGCAUGCAAGCCCCCCGCGCGACUAUUUACGAAUACCGUCCACGACCUGCUCAUUGCCGAUGA
Molecule: messenger RNA, 1009 nt
Organism: Spirometra erinaceieuropaei
Lineage: Eukaryota; Metazoa; Platyhelminthes; Cestoda; Diphyllobothriidea; Diphyllobothriidae
Source: the annotation of a GenBank genome assembly